AUGCUUCUCUGAUCCCUGAAAACGCUAUUGAUAAUCGUCGUCUGUGUAGCCCAUUCUUCACAGACGCCAGUUUUCGGUCUCAACCAGUGGUGGUGCCGCUCUUCGUUGCUCCGAGUUGGGAUUUGGCCAAUUUUGAUCGAGCUAGUCUCUGGCAAUGCUGAGGGGUUGUUGGGAUAACUUUGAAUUGUUGCUGAGCACCGAAGAAAUGGGGGAAAGUCGGGACGAGGGGCGCAAGCUGAAAGUCCUGAUGGGCACUUGUGGCUGGAGUGAUCACACACUUUUGAAGUGCGGGCGGUUUUACCCAGCAUCUGUGCGAUCAGCUGAAGAUCGACUCCGCCAUUACAGCACUCACUUUCCAUGUGUUGAGGUGGACACUUCUACCUAUGCAAUUCCAUCGAAAGUUUCGGUUCGGCGGUGGUUACAAGCAGUACCUUCUGGCUUUAUCUUCCACUUCAAAGCCUUCGGUCUAUUUUGUAGCAAAUCCUGUCCUAUUACAGCAAUUCCUGGAGAAAUUCGGACCAAGUUGUCGUUUGCUGGGAGUGAUGAUUACGUAAAACUCUCGAGCUUAUCUACAGACAUUCAGGAUGAAAUAUGGUCAUCAUUCAAUAGUACUUUGGAGCCAGUCUUCACAGCUGGCUCCCUUGGAGUGGUUCUAUUUCAGUUUCAUCUAUCAUUCAAGCCAAGCUUGGAGAAUCGAACGCAUGUGUUGUGGUGUCGCCGCCAGUUGGAUCCUCGAUUUGAAAUGGCAGUUGAAUUCCGAAACAGAGAUUGGUUUGUCGGUGAGCAAUUUCAAGCAACGUGUGAGUGGUUGAAGGCUAACAAUAUGGCCUUGGUUGCAGCUGACGAGCUAGCUCAUGAAACAUUUCAAAAAGACCGGGAGCAGACUGGUCUUCCUUACGGCCAGAGUCGGGAAGUUCUUCCCGUUGCUUGGGCUGUUACAAAACCCAGUUUCCAUUACAUUCGUGUGCACCGUCGGGAGGGUUGCAAGCGAAUGCUGUCAGAUUCAGAGCUUCAAACAUGGGUAGCUCGUUUACAAUCAAAACUCCCAGAAACUCUGCAGGGACCCGUAUACUUCAUGUGGGGUACGGACUGGGAAGAUCAACCAAUCCUCAAUGCACAAAACCUGAAGCAAUUCUUGCCUGAAAGCAUGAUUUUCAACUGGAAAGCUGCGCAACUGCAAAAUCCUGCAAAAGGCAGCUUACUUUCUAUGUUCAAGUCACCACAGACAGCAAUGCAAACUGCAUCAGAUUCUGUACUCUACAAGCAACCUGCUACUCCCACGGAUGACGUUUCACCUAUAGCUCUUUUGGAAAUGAAUAAAAACACAGAUUUUGGGUGUUCAAAUGCAAAUCUCGGAGAUGCACAGAAGCGCAUACUUGAACAACCGGCUGAAAUGCACGGGUUCACAAAGAAAGAUGCAGUCUUCCCUCCACCCAAGAAAGCGAAGCCCUCGCCGAACAAGAAAAAAGGCAAUGCUGGGUCCCCGACUAUUACUUCCUUCUUCAAGUAUGCUCGUUGAAGAAUACAAUAUAGUAAUUGAAGAAGCACCAGAUAGUAUGAUUUUUCCCCUCCAGCCACAGCCCGAGAGCGCGUACAUGAAGUGCUGUAUAUUGACAGGAUGGAUUAGAGACAAAGGCGAUCAAGUUCAAAGUGAGGAUUCACAUGUUAGUGUUACACAUUGCAGGCAAUUGCAGUGUACUGUUUGGUAGGUGAUGAAGGCCUGCACGGCUAUGACCAGCGAAGGACAGAUUUAGCUUUUGCCUGGUCCUUGUGUAUAGUAAUCUGUUCUUACAUGUAAGAUCAUAUGUCAUAGUGUCUUUGAUUGAUGCCCAGCCCUCCCACCAAAUGAGGGUUUCGACACCACCAUUUUUUGGGUGCACGUUGAUACUAAGUACUGCUGGCAGAUAUAUGUAGUUUAUCACAUACUGUUUAAUAUUGUGCUAAACUGUUUUGUUAAGGCUCAGGCUACAAGCGCA
Messenger RNA from Physcomitrium patens, 1976 nucleotides. RefSeq lists its product as uncharacterized. NCBI's taxonomy places the organism in Eukaryota, Viridiplantae, Streptophyta, Bryopsida, Funariales, Funariaceae. The record is from RefSeq and is a predicted model, not a curated record.